AUGUUAGGUUUACCAUUUCUGUUUGGUGUCAAUGUACAAUCAAAGCCAUACAUAUUGGUCACUGAAUUUUAUGGGAUUGGUGGACAAUGUGUUACCAUUGGCCAUGCAGCAAAGAAGCUCUCUUUAGAAGCAAAGGAAUGGGCAUUCAUCCUGGAGAAAUGUGAAAGGUUUAAUUCACGAUGCGAUAUUAAACACAAUAAUAUUAUCUUGAAGAACAGUGCAGACGUUCGCGAACCGGUAAUUAUUGAUUUUGGAAAAAUGAAAAAAGCUGAAAGUGCUAAAAUUUGUAAGUUGAAUUCGAAGGAGCAAGACCGCUAUUUGAAAUAUUAUAAACAUAUAGCGCCAGAAAUAAUUUGGGGAAGAGGGGCGCCAUCUACAGCCAGCGACAUCUACUCAUUUGGCCAAAUAAUUUCUCUGAUUGUCUACUACACAAAAUCAACCGAUCUACAGAAAAUAGCAAAAAAAUGUAUACAUGGAACACCAGAGAAACGACCUAAGGCUUUUAAUGUAGCUUUGGAAUUCAAAGAGGUUAGCAACAAUUGA
Molecule: messenger RNA, 543 nt
Organism: Paramuricea clavata
Lineage: Eukaryota; Metazoa; Cnidaria; Anthozoa; Malacalcyonacea; Plexauridae
Source: the annotation of a GenBank genome assembly